AUGAAGCGAACUCGAUCUCAAACCAAAUCCAAUUCGACCCCAAACAACGACCCAAAACCCCCAACCAAAACCCUAAUUUCUUCAAAAAUCCCAUUCACCGUUAAAAAAAUCCCCAACCUCACCCUCAAAAACAAAAAACCAAAUCUUCAUCUUCCCACACCGCCACCAUCAACAACAACAAUUGCAAAACCAUUAUCAUCCCACGGCGAAAUCGAAUCUGCCCUCAACCACCUUCACUCCGCCGACCCACUCCUCUCAACUAUCAUCAACACUUUCCCUUCUCCACAACUCUCAACCAACACCACACCCUUCUUAUCUCUCAUCAAAACCCUAAUCUCCCAACAAAUCUCCACCAAAUCCGCAUCUUCAAUCGAAAACCGUUUCAUCUCUCUCUUUGGUCACCCAUCUUCAAUCCUCCCCGACGCCGUUUUAUCCCUUUCUCCAACCCACCUUCGUCAGAUAGGAAUCUCGGGACCGAAAGCAACCUACAUUCACGACCUUUCCACCAAGUACGCCAAUGGGUUUCUGUCUGAUUCAUCAAUAAUCGAAAUGGACGAUGAAACACUCUACGAGAAACUAACAUCGGUUAAGGGAAUUGGACCUUGGUCGGUUCAUAUGUUUAUGAUUUUCACACUUCAUCGUCCUGAUGUUUUGCCUGUUGGGGAUCUUGGUGUGAGGAAAGGUGUGCAAAAGUUGUAUGGUCUUAAGGGUUUGCCUUCGCCUUCACAAAUGGAGGUUUUAUGUCAUAAAUGGAAGCCUUAUAGGUCGGUUGGAACUUGGUAUAUGUAUAAGUUGGUGGAAGCUAAAGGGGUUUUGCCAAAUCCCACUACCGUGUUGUGUUAA
Molecule: messenger RNA, 843 nt
Organism: Vicia faba (fava bean)
Lineage: Eukaryota; Viridiplantae; Streptophyta; Magnoliopsida; Fabales; Fabaceae
Source: the annotation of a GenBank genome assembly